This is a messenger RNA of Trachymyrmex septentrionalis, 3103 nucleotides long. RefSeq names its product beta-1,3-glucan-binding protein-like. The coding region runs from base 245 to 1672 and encodes 475 amino acids. NCBI's taxonomy places the organism in Eukaryota, Metazoa, Arthropoda, Insecta, Hymenoptera, Formicidae. Gene Ontology annotation, biological process: carbohydrate metabolic process. The transcript is spliced from 8 exons. Gene Ontology annotation, molecular function: carbohydrate binding; hydrolase activity, hydrolyzing O-glycosyl compounds. The record is from RefSeq and is a predicted model, not a curated record.
UGUUUUUACAAGUUAUUUCGGAUGAUUCGACAUCGAUAAUAGCUAUAUUUUUAACGAGGAAAUCCCAAAGCUAUACAAGACGCAAUCUGCAUGACGGAUAAGGAAAAAUGUAAAGGAAGGGGCAAAGAAAGUGGAAGAAACAGUAGUGAAUCAUUGAAAGCGCGAUGCUUGCAUGUAUUAAUCUUUUCUUCUAGCACCGUACGCGACCUCGUACUUGAUAAAUAUCGUGUGUACAACAUUAAGAAUGAUAAUCGCUAACAUGCUCUCUUGCAGAGUCGAUCGUGCUAUAGUUCAACUGAUUUUCGCACUAGCAUGUAUACUUGUGAAACCAGUGUUUCCCUACGUGCUACCGGAUCCGAUUUUCGAAGUGUUAAAGCCGCAAGGUCUUCGAGUCUCUAUACCUGAUGCACCGGGUUUAAGAAUAUUUGGAUUCCACGCCAACAUCAACAAAGCAAUUCGCACUAAUGAAUACGGUCAAAUCGCUGGUGAUACCUAUUUAGCAACAGAUGGCCGCUGGAUUUUUGAGGAUUCGGACGUGACUAUAAAAAAUGGAGAUGUACUUCAUUACUGGAUUUAUGUGCAAACGAAUGGGAUUAAUCACAGAAAGAAUGACCAAAGAUGGACGUAUUCCCAAAAUGAAGUUGAUAAUCAAGAAACUACACAGACGAAUUCUUCAAAAUAUGAAAUUCCAACCGAGGGCCGAUUACUACUUGAAGACUAUUUCAAUUCUUUCAACGCGUCAUUAUGGAAACGCGAGAUAAAGAUGCCAUUAGAUCCGGACUACGAAUUUUGCGUAUAUCACAAUCAAAAUCAUAAGCAACUUGUGCAAGUUCAGGAUGGUCAAUUAUUCAUAAGGCCAAUUAUACUGGAAGACUAUUAUGGCGAGAACGCAACCGCAUAUGGAAGAUUACAACUUAAUGAAUGUACGAGCUUGGUUGCUUUCGAAUGUACGCGACAGGCGUUAUCUUAUAGCAUUCUGCCACCCGUUAUAUCUGCACGUUUUACCACGAAAGAACGUUUCGUUUUGCAAUACGGAAAGAUCGAAAUACGCGCGAAGUUUCCUGAGGGCGAUUGGCUGUAUCCAGAAAUGUGGCUUGAACCACGUUAUUCUACUUAUGGUAUGAACUACGCCAGCGGCCGUGUUCUUCUGGGUUUAACACGUGGCAAUGAGAACUUGGUGAAUGCUACGAACGUUUCGAAGAUCUAUGAUACUAGACGAUUGGAUUUUGGCGUGAGAGUAAGCCCAUCCCUUAAUGAGAUCCAAGAAAUACUCGUCACAAAAGUAAACGAAUUCGGACCACGAUGGACGAAGGAUUUCCAUGUGUACACGACGAUCUGGACCAGUGAUGGUUUCACGUUUUUGGUCGAUGGCGAAGAAGUUGGCCGAAUAAGCCCUAAUGAAGAGGGAUGGACGAGUGGUCCUCACGCAGACAGAAAAGCUGCCCCGUUUGAUCAAGAGUUCUUUAUCACUCUUGGUGUCGGUGUGGGUGGAGUACGUGUGUUUCCGGAUGGUACACACAGUUCCGGAAUGCGAAAACCAUGGAGAAAUAUAGACGCUAAGGCAAUGUUGAAUUUCUGGAACUCUCGGAACCAAUGGUUACCAAGCUGGAGACGAGACAGUGGCAAUAAGACUGCUUUUGUAAUAGAUUACAUCAAAGUGUGGGCUUUUUAAAUCAACGUUGAUACAUGCAUAAUUCUUCAUUUUUUAUCAUAUUCAUUAUUUUGUUUUUUAUCAUUUAUGUUAUUUGUAAUGGUAGACCGGAUCUUUUUUAUCGCGCAACAAUUAUAUCCUACGUAGGCAUUCAGUAUUGCGAACAUGAAGAAACAAGCUAUCAGCAAAAAUAGGCAAAUCAGUUACCUUCUGAUUCAAUAAUGGCAGAAGAUUACAACGUUGCCUGCAAUGUUAUUGCACUUGGAAUCUCCACUAAGACUUAUAAAGGCCUUUUUACCUGCGUAACGCAAUUAGAGUCCUGUAAUUGGACCACUUCUGUUUCUAUAAAAGGGUGAACGAUGCUCCCAUAAAAUUGGAAAGAAAUUCAGGGUCGCCCGGAGCUGGUUUUUAUCUUUAAUGAUGCCUCCAUUAGCCGCUCGGACGGUUAUCCUCUGAUAAUAUUCCUGCCGAUCACGACAUGAACAUGAAAAUGUCUUAAACCAGCGCAAAGUUUACCAAGGACAUAAUAUUUUCUAUAGGAUAGAUGGUACCAUUAAUCGUAUUUACUUCAACUAAAUUUUGCUCUAUGCGUUACAUUUUCCUUUUUUUCUAAUAGCUACUUCUCUAUUCUAUAUGUUCUAUUGUAUUUUCUAUUGUAAUCAAAUAGAUACAAAAUUAUAUAAUCAAAGAAUAAUCAGGUACUUAUUUAUAUUCUAAAGAAAUAUUACAUCAUUAUAUGAAAAGCGGCAACGUGCAUAGCUCAUAGCUAAAAAUAGGGUACCAGACAUGAUAUAUUAUGGCAAGUGAUGAUUGUCAAGGUCAUCCCUGUGGCAGGUUCGAUUUUAUUCGUCAGUUUCACUUUUUUUACGUCGAAAGUUCGAAAAAAAAUUUGUUUCCAAGAUUGUAUAGCAAAGAUCUAUCUAUCUGAAGUUGACAGUACUUUUUUAAACAAUGUAUAAAAAAAUUAGAUGAAAAAAAAAAGAACAUAAUUAAAGCACAAUGUCGACUUUCGACCUGGCCCAUCAUUCAAACCGGUUUACCUCGGUUAAUGUUGGAAACAAGAAAAAAGGGUCAUCAUGCGGUUUCUUCCGUCUGCUUCGUGGUAUCACGACUGAUGCUCUGGCCGGAUCCGAUUAAUUUUAACGUUCUAUGGUGCGCACGUGUGUUACCUUUACUGUGGCAUAAAAUCUCGAUAAAGUCGAACGACUUCAGUUCGGCUUUAACGUCUUGUCUGGUUUUGUUUUUGCGGCCUUUUCUACGCGGCGAAACUUUUUCCUCAUGAACAGUCGAUCGAUAGCUCCCGCGGUAGCUACCACGAUUUCCUCUCCUACGGUUGGCAGACAAUUCAAACUGUUCUAACUUGUAAUAAAUUUUGUUAAAUGUGUGUAAACUUAGUACUUUAUUUUAACUUAAGUCAGUAAGUCAGUAGUCACUUGCAAAGAUCUCGUGACA